AUGGUAGGGGGAUGGCCGCUCAGAGAGUGGACAGGAGAGGCACCAGAGCUCACGCGAGAGGCUCCACCGCCUUUCUCAGGAUUCCUCAGUAGGACUGGGGAAGGGGGGCUGGCGAAGGAGGUGGCAGGAGGCAUCCCUAAAGAAGGAAGGAAGAUCAAGGAAAACUACACAGGAUUCAAGUCAGGCCGUGAGGAUGAAAGGUUGGAGAGCCUUGCUUGGCUUUGGGUCACCAAGAGUCCAUGCCCUGCGGGAUGGGAGGAGAGGGCCUCCCUCCUCACCGCCAUCCAAUGCGGAGAUACCCUAACCUCGCGUAAGGAAUAA
Messenger RNA from Rangifer tarandus platyrhynchus (Svalbard reindeer), 321 nucleotides. Lineage: Eukaryota; Metazoa; Chordata; Mammalia; Artiodactyla; Cervidae. The record is from the annotation of a GenBank genome assembly.